Molecule: messenger RNA, 1770 nt
Organism: Acipenser ruthenus (sterlet)
Lineage: Eukaryota; Metazoa; Chordata; Actinopteri; Acipenseriformes; Acipenseridae
Product: trafficking protein particle complex subunit 3
Exons: 6
Coding region: 155-745 (196 amino acids)
Biological process (GO): endoplasmic reticulum to Golgi vesicle-mediated transport; intra-Golgi vesicle-mediated transport
Cellular component (GO): TRAPP complex; cytosol; cis-Golgi network membrane
Source: RefSeq, a predicted model, not a curated record
UGUUCCUGCAAGGAAACCGGACCAACCGACUGACAGGUGAUACCAUAGUGAGGUCUGUUUGUGUCCCAACAAGGCUUCUAGUUUACAAAAAAAAAAAAAGGUACAUAAAUAAAUAAAUAAAAGGUAAAAUAGCAUCGCCGAAACUCAAGCCAGGAUGUCGAGGCAGGGUAACCGAGGUACAGAGGGCAAGAAAAUGCUUUGGUAUCUGCCAUUUAUUUCACCUUCUGCAUCUAUGCAUCUCAUGAAUUCUGAGCUGUUUACCCUUACUUACGGAGCGCUGGUCACGCAGCUGUGCAAGGACUAUGAAAACGAUGAAGAAGUCAAUAAACAGCUGGACAAGAUGGGAUACAACAUGGGCGUGCGGUUAAUAGAAGACUUUUUGGCACGGUCGAGUGUUGGAAGGUGUCAUGAUUUUCGGGAGACGGCUGACGUUAUUGCAAAGGUGGCGUUCAAGAUGUACCUGGGCAUCACCCCGAGUGUGACCAACUGGAGCCCUGCAGGGGACGAGUUCUCCCUCAUACUGGAGAGUAACCCCCUGGUGGACUUCGUGGAGCUGCCGGACAACCACAAUGGCCUGAUCUACUCCAACCUGCUGUGCGGGGUUCUGCGAGGAGCGCUGGAGAUGGUGCAGAUGGCUGUGGAUGUGAAGUUUGCUCAGGACACGUUGAGAGGAGACAACGUGACGGAGAUCCGGAUGAAAUUCAUCAAGCGCAUAGAGGAGAACAUCCCUGUCGGGGACGAGUGAUGUGGAGGAGAGAGGAGGGAGAGGGGCUGGUCUGUGAGAGCGGAAAGCUGAGCUGGAUAUAAUAGGGAUGGCCAGACACAGCCCUCAGGACCAUUCUACUGCAGGCUAUUGAUUCAACCCAGCCCUCACCAGAGUGCUUUUAAAAUGUUUUAUUAUUGUUAUUUCAAAAAAUGAAUACAGAGCUUGCAACGUGCACUGCCCUGCAUGCAGCACUCGAGAUUUCUACCUACAGUUAAGUAUAUUCUUUAAAUGAUCAGAAGCUAGGAGUUUGAUGUUAAAUAAAUUCCCCUCUCAUAGCUGUGUAAACAGUUUCUAUUAGUAAACCUGCAGACUUACUCAUGCUGUGAUAAGUGCAGGCGGUUCAGAGCAGAUUUACCAGGGGCCCGGUUGCUUAAACUCCUGGGACCUGGUCAUUUAAAUAAUAUACUUAAACAAGGGAAGUUCUGAAACUGACUCAUAAGUUUGUAAAAGAAAAAAAAAAAAGAGCUGCAGAAAAGUGUAUUCAGGAGUCUGUUUUAUGGUGCUGGUUGGAACAAAGUCCUGGACUGGAAUAGUCUUCGGGGUUGGACUUUGGCCAUCCCUGGACAAGGGGAUUUUUUUUGUGUGUGUGUGUUUUUAACUUCUAUCCUGUGAUAUUUUUGGGAAACUGUGGUGCCCGUACAUUUCUUAUUAUUUGAAUAUUGAUUAUUCCAUCAAGACGUGGACAAAGCUUGUCAAACUGUGAGCUACACAGAACUAGUACCGGGAGGUAAAUGGUUAACAAGCCGGAAAAGUGGUGUCCCUUUUUUUUCCCUCCCAUUUUUGUUAUUCAGCACAACAGUCAAGUUGAGCUAAAACAGUUAGCACGCCCCCUUGUGGAAAGCGACGGGAGUACACACAUCAUUCCAGGGUUUGUUUUUCAUGUAUUUAGUUCCAUUUCUGAUUUUGUUUAAUUUCUUUUCUCUUCUGUGGGAAAACAAAAAAGUGUACAGAACUAACCAAGAGUUUAACUUAUUCCAUGAAAUAAACACUUUUUGUUUCCUUUU